This is a messenger RNA of Aureobasidium melanogenum CBS 110374, 1455 nucleotides long. RefSeq lists its product as uncharacterized. The record is from RefSeq and is a predicted model, not a curated record. The transcript has 2 exons. Lineage: Eukaryota; Fungi; Ascomycota; Dothideomycetes; Dothideales; Saccotheciaceae. The coding region runs from base 1 to 1455 and encodes 484 amino acids.
AUGACGACCAUUGUUGCCGCUCCUGCUGCUCACGCUGUUCCCCGAGACCAAGGUCUUUCCAGCCUUGCCCAUCUCGCUGCCUCUGCUCCACCAAUGGCGACCAGAACCACUCCUCCAGGUACUAACGCGCCUGCUUCAACCGAGCACUCUCCCAGAUCUGCUCCUAGGCACAGUGUUGAGGACAACGUCUCUCCCAAAAGUGCUCGCGCUGCUGGAUUGCGAUCCGUUACAAAGAUCAAGAAGGAGCCACCAACGUCGCCCAACCCCUCAGCAAAACCUCGACCGAGACGACUCGACCUGUCGGUUCACGGAGCGACUGGUCGUGGCCCCCAGACUGCCCGGCCGGCACCUUUGACAGCCAGAGACUCGGCAGGGCUCGCUAUUCACGACCUCGGAGUUGCAUGCCUGUCGCCAGGCUUCCAGACCCAAGACCCAACCAUGCGCUCGCAGCUCCAACGCAGUCUAGACGUGAGGGAGCAACAACGCCAGAUUAUAGAAGCGCGCCAGAAGGGCGUGAAGCCUCCAGUUGAUGCUACUGGCGCGGGCCCUGGUGCCGAAUCAGCACAAUUUGGCGUGCCUCAAAGGACACCCUCAACAUCGCGUAGAAAGGGUCCUCCACCCGGCUUGUCAAUUACCGCUCCCUCGGCUGCCACCUUUUCAAACGAGCGUGUCAUCCAGUCCGCUCCAUUGCACCAUUCUUUCACAGGCUUGCGCCCACAUGCUCACCAGCCUAGUGGUCUUAGCCAGACGAGCCAUAUUCACCAUGUUCCUGCCACACAGACAGCCAACCGUCUCCCUCCAAUCUCGGACGUUUUCGCUCACGAUAGCCUUCAAGCUCCUCCUUCAGCUCGCCCGCCAACCGCCAUGUUCGCGACUGGUCACUCCCCCAGCAUCGGUCCUCCCCCUCUUCAGAGUCCGGGUAUGAUGCAGCAGCAACAGCAGCAUCAGCAGCAACAACAACAGCAGCCGCACCGGGAGCAACACCAGCACAGCCAGGGACCGCUCACAGGACGCGGUAGAGAGUUCAAGAGCGCAGAAGAAGCCGUACAAGAAAUGUCUCGUGGGCGUGAAGAUCUGCUGCCUAAAAUCGUCCACUAUGGUGGCGCACAACCUCCCACGCCUCCGUCGCCCAUGCCUUCGAGUCAGCAAGCUCAACAUCCCGGUCACCCGCAACCGUAUCCUCCACCCCAACAGCGCCAAUCGCCUCACGCCUCGGGAGCCGCAAGGGUAGACGCCCUUAGGUCAGAGCACAGCCAAUCUCAGAUGGCUGGCAGAAGACGCCCUCGCGACGAAUAUGAGCGCGAACACGGCAGUCCGCUGGGACAACAAGAAGCCAAACGAGCCACAUAUCAUCCUGAUGCCAGCGCCGAUUGGCGUUCGGGCAUGAGCAAUCAAGAAAAGAGAGAUGAAUUCCUACGCUUGUGCUCGCGCGCGUGGGACCUGUUCCAUUCAUGA